AUGAGAGAUGUUAAAUAUGGACAAAUUGUAAUUAUUGAUUGGGGAUUUUCUGUGUACAAGAACGAUGAGCAUCAACCCUUCAUGGGUGGCCUAGAUUGUGAUGCAGAUUAUGUUUUGAAAGCUAUAAACAAACAGCAACCUUUAAGAUAUCAACCUCAAUUUGAUUUAAUAAGUUUUGUUAGGACAUUUUAUAUGAAAUUACAUGGAAACGAUGGGAUUGCAAAGUUAGAUUUUGGUCAAGAAGGGAACAAUCAUAAAAAGAAAACACAUGUAGAGUCUGUUAUUGAAUUUUGGCAGGAGCGAUGUCGUAAUGGUGUAUGGAAAGGUAUUUUUGCAUAUGCAGAUGCUUACGAUUACUCUCAGUUGAUUUCAAAAUUAGAGGAAUUGUUUUGA
Messenger RNA from Funneliformis caledonium, 393 nucleotides. NCBI's taxonomy places the organism in Eukaryota, Fungi, Glomeromycota, Glomeromycetes, Glomerales, Glomeraceae. The record is from the annotation of a GenBank genome assembly.